Messenger RNA from Rotaria sp. Silwood2, 480 nucleotides. The record is from the annotation of a GenBank genome assembly. NCBI's taxonomy places the organism in Eukaryota, Metazoa, Rotifera, Eurotatoria, Philodinida, Philodinidae.
AUGGAAAGUACUCAUCAAACAAAACAUCCACAUCGAAUUUCUCGAUCACGUACUGUUGUUCAACCUUUGCCUAAACAAGAAGCACGACGUUUAGAAUCUUUAUAUGAGUAUGAUAAUAAAAUAUAAGUUUAUUUAUAAAUAAUUUGUUUAUUUAAAGAGACUCGCCGGCAGUCAAUACUAUAGAUUGGAAUUCAAUUCAUAAUGAUGCGUAUGUUUCAUAAUUCUCUGCUCAUGCUUUUAAGCUCUUCAAUAAUUAUCCUAAAACAACAAAAAUGUAUUUAAUAGUAUAUUAAUCUAAUCAAUACAUAUAUAUGGGUGAAUUGCCCCGGUACUGUACGGUUGCACUCCGAAUACGAAAACACUCAUAUCUCAACUUCUACUUAACGGAUUUGGAUAAAGGACAAGUGGCGGUAAGGCCAUUUUUCAUUCCCUAAUAUUUUUGAAAAAAAAAUGUAUGGUUAGAAUCAGCAUUCAAUUCUG